Messenger RNA from Orussus abietinus, 1609 nucleotides. RefSeq names its product transmembrane protein 43 homolog (gene Tmem43). Gene Ontology annotation, cellular component: nuclear inner membrane. Lineage: Eukaryota; Metazoa; Arthropoda; Insecta; Hymenoptera; Orussidae. The transcript is spliced from 6 exons. The coding region runs from base 205 to 1425 and encodes 406 amino acids. The record is from RefSeq and is a predicted model, not a curated record. Gene Ontology annotation, biological process: nuclear membrane organization.
UCGUCUGGAUCCAUGUCAGAUGCAUAGAAGAUGACCACGAGAUAAACAGUUCGCUCCUGCAUUGUUCGAUUAUGCGACGGUUUUCGGGAGGUUUACUUGUAUAGCCUGAAAAAUGGUGUGCACGAAUGAAAUACAGUUGUUACUUAUGAAUGAAAUAGUAUAGAUAAAAUUACUGGCUGCCCCAUUGAAAAUUCAUUAAUUAGGAUGUAUCGUACAAAUCAAAAUGGACAGCCACAACGAGUAAACAAUGAACCAGAACAUCGGAAUCAUGUCUCUGACAGGCAACAGGGGUCUGCACAUGUACCGAUGUCGGUUUCGGAACAAUUUAAGGAGUCGUGGCUUACCGCUAUUAUAGGAUCAAUAUUAUUUGCAUUUGGCAUGUGUCUCUUAUUUUGGAAUGAGGGUAGAGCGGUUAAAGUUGCGCAUUCUUUAGAUGAAGCUUUACGCAGUAUAGUCUCACUGCCAAAUCCGACGAAAGCAUUUCCUGAGUUCGAGGGUCGUGUUGUACAUUUAACAGGCCCUUUAAGUAUAUCAGAGCCAUUAACUGAGCCAGAAUAUGGAGUAAUUAUGGCUGCCAUUAAAUUAAAAAGAAGAGUGCAAAUGUACCAGUGGAUUGAAAUUGAAGAGGAACGAAGUUUUGGUGGUGUCACGGAAGAGGACAAAAAUUAUUAUUACACCACUGAAUGGAAGGAUAAGCUUAUCGACUCUGAUCAAUUUUAUAUAAGAACUGGACAUCAUAACCCUAGGGAAAUACCUAUUAAAAGUCAAGUACAAAUUGCACACGAAGUAAAAAUUGGAACUAUAUCACUUGGGUCUGAACUCAAAAUGAAAUUCACUGACUUUGUUGAAGUGACUGGUGAUGAAAGACCAGAGCGAAGAGAUAUUAAACUUCAUUCAGGACUUUAUUAUCACUGUAAUGAUCUUUGGAAUCCUCAGGUAGGAGAUAUACGAAUUCAAUUCUCAUAUGCUGGAAAAGUGGGAGACGUGUAUUCCGUUGUUGGAAUGUUAUCGGAAGGAACCAUUGUACCUUAUUACACAUCGCACAGAGAAGAGAUCCUUCUUCAAAGAAAACAUAAAUUAACCGUUGACCAAAUGUUUCAUUUGGAACAUGUUCACAAUUAUUGGCGCACAUGGACUAUUAGAGGUCUAGGUUGGUUGGUGUUAUUCCUGGCAGCAACGUGUUUAGCAAACAUUCUGAAAACGCUGAUUUUAAAUUCCAACUUUUUAUGUGGAAUAAUUGCCAUAGAAUCUCUUACUAUGUCUGUUUCCAUGUCGAUCAGCUUAUUAGUUAUUGGAUUUGCAUGGGUAUGGUACCGUCCAGUUAUCGGUUUAUGCCUGGCAUUGGCCAGUGUCAUACCAUUCAUCUACUCGACGAUAACAUCAGGACCGCAAACUCAGCAGCGUGACAAUUACAGAAGAUUAUAAUACCCCUUCGCACCAUCCCGAGAGUUUUGUAUAUAUUUAAUAACACACUCGUUACUUAUACGUAAUAAUUUAUGCUUAAUAAUUGGACGCUACGUUUAGUAACGUGUUCACAGUAUUGAAAUAUUUAUCAAGUUUAUAUUAUGUAUAGAAUAAAUCCCACGUGUGCGUCUCUGUCUUUCUCUGA